AUGCUGGUGUAUGUUGUGUUGUCAACCACACCAGUUACCGCCGCCCAGCCACACCAGCUGUACCGCCGCUCCAGCCACAAUUCAGCCGUACCGCCGCCCAGCCACAGCCGUACCGCCGCCCAGCCAGCCACCAGCCGUACCGCCGCUCCAGCCACACCAGCUGCAGGCCGCCGCCCAGGCCACACCCAGCUGUACCGCCGCUCCAGCUACGCCAGCCGUACCGCUGCCCAGCCACGUCUGCAUGUACCGCCGCUCCAGUUACCACCAGCCGUACCGCCGCCCAGCCACACCAGCUGCACCGCCGCUCCAGCCACACCAGCUGCACCGCCGCUCCAGCCACACUCAGCUGUAACGCUGCUCCAGCCACACCCAGCCGUACCGCCGUCGAAGCCACACCAGCCGUACCGCCGCUCCAGCCACACCAGCU
Messenger RNA from Homarus americanus (American lobster), 427 nucleotides. Its product is annotated as lysine-rich arabinogalactan protein 19-like. The record is from RefSeq and is a predicted model, not a curated record. NCBI's taxonomy places the organism in Eukaryota, Metazoa, Arthropoda, Malacostraca, Decapoda, Nephropidae. The annotation marks the transcript as partial. The transcript is spliced from 2 exons.